Messenger RNA from Triplophysa dalaica, 2058 nucleotides. RefSeq names its product forkhead box F1 (gene foxf1). Gene Ontology annotation, molecular function: RNA polymerase II cis-regulatory region sequence-specific DNA binding; DNA-binding transcription factor activity, RNA polymerase II-specific. Gene Ontology annotation, biological process: regulation of transcription by RNA polymerase II; animal organ morphogenesis. NCBI's taxonomy places the organism in Eukaryota, Metazoa, Chordata, Actinopteri, Cypriniformes, Nemacheilidae. Gene Ontology annotation, cellular component: nucleus. The record is from RefSeq and is a predicted model, not a curated record. The transcript has 3 exons. The coding region runs from base 97 to 1242 and encodes 381 amino acids.
CAGAUAAGUAAAAGCUCAACUCCUAAAGGAAGAACAAGAAGACAGGAUCUCAAGCAGAAAGAAGCUCCCUUUUCCCGUCAGAGUUCAGUUAUAAGAAUGACGGCUGAAGUGCAACAGCCCUCUGUUCAGACCCCUGCCCACAGCAGCCCAAUGUCGGAAAAACCGCACGGACAGACGCCUGUGAUGGAAACCUCCUCGUCCUCCACCAGCACCAAAACCAAAAAGACGAACGCUGGAAUUCGGCGUCCUGAGAAGCCGCCGUACUCCUACAUUGCGCUCAUUGUAAUGGCCAUACAGAGCUCUCCAACCAAGCGGCUUACUCUGAGUGAAAUAUACCAAUUCCUCCAAAGCCGCUUCCCGUUUUUCCGAGGCUCGUAUCAAGGUUGGAAGAACUCCGUACGCCACAACUUGUCUCUGAACGAGUGCUUUAUUAAACUACCCAAGGGUCUGGGUAGACCUGGAAAGGGUCACUACUGGACCAUCGACCCGGCCAGUGAGUUCAUGUUUGAGGAGGGAUCUUUCCGAAGGAGGCCGCGUGGCUUCAGGCGCAAAUGUCAAGCUCUCAAACCCUCCAUGUACAGCAUGAUGAACGGACUGGCAUUUAAUCACAUACCCGAGACUUACAACUUUCAGGGGGGCGGCGGGGGCCUGUCUUGUCCUCCAAACAGUUUAUCUUUAGAGAGUGGGAUUGGGAUGAUGAAUGGACAUUUGGCCAGCAAUAUGGAAGGAAUGGGCUUGGCAGGACACUCCAUGUCACAUCUGUCAACGAACAGUGGACAUUCCUACAUGGGGAGUUGCACAGGAUCCUCGGGGAGCGAGUACCCCCACCACGACAGCUCUGCUUCGCCGCUUCUCGCCAACGGGGGAGUUAUGGAGCCCCAUCCCGUGUACUCCAGCACGGCGUCGGCCUGGCCUCCGGCGCCCUCCAACUCUCUCAACAACGGGGCGUCUUAUAUCAAACAGCAGCCGCUCUCUCCUUGCAACCCCGGUGCCAACCCGCUGCAACCCAGUUUACCAACACACUCCCUGGAACAGUCUUACCUGCACCACAACGGUCAUGGCACCACCGACCUUCAAGGUAUUCCCCGCUAUCAUUCCCAGUCUCCCAGCAUGUGUGACAGAAAGGAGUUUGUCUUCUCUUUUAACGCCAUGACCUCCUCAUCGAUGCAUUCACCAGGGAGCAGCUCGUACUACCACCACCAGCAGGUCGCCUAUCAGGAUAUCAAACCCUGUGUGAUGUGACAGCAUUACAACAUACAAAGCUCAUUAUAAAAAGCAGGCGAGAACAAUGAGAAACUCAAACCAUGGAGUGCUCUUUUAGUGGGCUCCUGUGGAAAGGGACACGGAUUAAAAAUGACCGUCACGACUAUUCAGAAGCUGACAAAUGAAGCAUCGAUUUAAACAUGACAAAUCGUCAUGAAGGAGCCGGCUCGGUACUUCAUUUAAAUUUACAUUUAGUCAUUUUGCUGACGCUUUUAUCAAAAGGGACUUACAAACGAACUUCCAGAGAACUUCAGAAGGAAAGCUUCAGCCUUUAAAAGCCAGAGAAUGUCAUUCCCAACAGCUCGGUACUAACUCUGCUGCCGGAUGACCGCCAAUCUUUGAGAUGCAAAGAUGAGUAAAAAGGAUGAUUUUACUGUAUUUUAAUGUUGCAUUGUCCUUCAAGAGGAGCUGGUAUCUUAAGGACGAACGUUUGUCAAUGAAACAUUUCUUUUCGCUUUAAGACGGUGAAUGAAGGCACUUUUAAACUCGAAAGCGCAACUUAUUUAUUCUGUUAAAACGUUAAAUUUUAGGCUACAGUUAUAGCCGCAGUAUUGACCGCUUUAUUGGCAAUAUUUGCCCAAUGUAACAUGAAGAUAUAUUAUAAGCACUGUUAGUUAUUUUGAUUUUGUUAACUUAGUUAUACCUACCCACAUUGACACGUCUUAUUCCCCAAGCACUGUAUAUAAACUGUACAUGGUGUAGGAAAUAUCUUAUAGUAGUGUUUUUCUGUUCCGAUGGCUUUAAAUGUUGUGUAACACUUCUAAGAAAAUUAAAAAGUAAUGGCAUGGAGUUUGC